This is a messenger RNA of Oncorhynchus mykiss (rainbow trout), 1573 nucleotides long. Its product is annotated as vitamin K-dependent protein Z. Gene Ontology annotation, cellular component: extracellular region. Gene Ontology annotation, molecular function: serine-type endopeptidase activity; calcium ion binding. Gene Ontology annotation, biological process: blood coagulation; proteolysis. The record is from RefSeq and is a predicted model, not a curated record. NCBI's taxonomy places the organism in Eukaryota, Metazoa, Chordata, Actinopteri, Salmoniformes, Salmonidae.
AGCGCAAGAGAGAGAGAGAUAGACAGGGCUACAGACAGGACCUUGGCACAGGCAGAGAGGCUUGUGGGUACGGUGUGGAUGUGGAUUGUAAUGGGCUCGUGGAGGCAAUGGUGGUUUCUGUCUCUCUCUCUUCUGAGCAGUGUCCUCCUGGUCUGCAGCUAUGGGAGAGUGUUCAGACCCCCUGCGUACGCCAGCACGGUCUUCCUACGGUCGAAGAGAGCGAAUGCGUUCUUCUUGGAGGAGAUGCUUCAGGGGAACCUGGAGAGAGAGUGUUAUGAGGAGACCUGCAACUACGAGGAGGCCAGGGAGUACUUUGAAGACACACCCAAAACUGACACUUUCUGGAAUGUCUACGUAGAUGGGGACCAGUGCAAACCCAAUCCCUGUCUCCAUGGCGGCAGCUGCAAGGACAGCAUUGGAGGUUUCACCUGUAGCUGCACAGAGCUGUACCACGGGAAGAACUGUGAAAUAGAUAGCGCUCAGUGCCCCACCAAGGGGCCCUUCUCCUGUGACCACUUCUGCAGUCCCAACUUUGGAGCAUACCAGUGCUCCUGCACCACGGGGUACAAGAUUCACAGUGAUAAGAGGAGCUGCAUACCUGCAGUUAAGCACCCCUGUGGAAGACUCCAGCCAACAAACCAAAUCAACGUAGCCUAUCACGUCUGUCCACACAACCGCUGUCCAUGGCAAGUGGUGUUUGUGGAUGAGGCUGGUGCAGAGCUGUGUAACGGGGUGAUCCUGGGGCCUCAGGCAGUCCUGACCUCAGCUAGCUGCCUGUACAUGGGAAAGAAAGUCCACAGCAUGCAGACAGGUGCCUCAAAUAAUAGUGUGAGGAUCCCUCUAUCGACCCAACUGUACGUUCACAACCGCCACGAGAGAGGCAGUCUGGAGGACGACCUGGCCUUGGUGAGACUGAAUGAGCCCCUUCCCUUCGACACCUCUGUCUCCCACCUGUGCCUGCCCACUAAGGAUUUCAGUGAGAACGUGUUGAUGAGUCCAGGAAGGGAGGGGGUGGCCAGGGGUCCGGAUAAGUUCCGGGGGCAAUCCCACGGCCCCCCUGUUCUCUCCUACCUGCAUGCGGAGGGCUGUCGGAACCAGGUGAACGUCUCCCAGCCCCUCACCAACAAGAUGUUCUGUAUGGGGAGCCAGAAGGGCUUCUAUGGGACUAAGUUGACUAGGUUUAAUGAGACAGACCUCAAACCAGGACUAAUGAGGAACUGCAGCCUUUUGUCCGGGACCCCCGUUGUGACUGUGGAGAGGGGUACAGCGUUCCUAACAGGCUUGCACCUUUCGGCGCCCACGUCACAUGGCUGUGGACAAACCCUGUUGUUCACCAAGUUGUCUCGCUACUUGCAAUGGAUCCAGCAGCGCCUGGAGAUGACAGAGAUGAGGAUGACACCACAAAUGACCCAUGACCCACCUGGACCUUAUGUGUAACCCCAACUAAGGGUUAGCCUGAUCCCUACCUACACUGGACUUACAGCCAACAAGGUUGUGUUCAAGAUUUAAGUUGUUUUUUCCAAGGUUAACAAUGUAAAUGAAAGCGAGUGGUUAUAUUUUAACAUGUACUAUA